Molecule: messenger RNA, 1168 nt
Organism: Bipolaris maydis ATCC 48331
Lineage: Eukaryota; Fungi; Ascomycota; Dothideomycetes; Pleosporales; Pleosporaceae
Source: RefSeq, a predicted model, not a curated record
ACCAGCACGUCACCACCCGCCGUCGGGGCAAACACGACUCUCCCCACGCACACGCCCUCGUUCACCACAAUGGACGGCCUUGCCUGCAUCCAGCACAUUGUCCGUGACCUCAAGGUGGACCGGGAUACCUGGCAGGCCGUCGCUUGCCAGUACAAAGCUGCCUUCGAGGCCCAGACUGCUCGUCUGCGCGAGCUUCAGGACGUCUGCUUCGCCACCCAAGCCGAGCUGGAGAAUGAGCGAGCCCAGCAGCAUCAAACCCACGCCGCCUCAGCCCUCGCCGACACUUCUCCAUCCCGCCCUUCUGACGGCUUCGAAAGCCCCUUUGGCACUGCCACGAUUUAUUCCCUACAGAGCAUCCGUGCAGAAUGCUCGCCGCCAUUCGCUGAAGGAUGCGUCAAUUCACUGUUUGACAGGGUGCACAAGUGUGCCGAUCAGAGAAACUACGGCACCGCUCUCUCGGAAGUCGAGCGACUACUACGUGGUCCUCUUAGCCCCAUGGCCCGCGCAGAGGGCCUCCUACUGAAGAGCAAUAUCCUCAGAGCCUUAGCACACGAUGACAUGUUUGACGCACUCGCCGUCUGCAGCGAAGCCAUCGAGCUUUGCAGCCGUCUCGCCGAACUGGAGAGCUUCCUGCCCAAGAUACAGCACCAGCAGAAGUUACUUCGCCAUGACCUUCGUACGCUCCAUCAAGCUUCCGAUGUGUUGAGCGCCGCCACUAGUAGCCAUGACAAUCUACCCUUGCUCCAAGUGAGCGCCGCCCACAAAUCCUACUACGACGAGCCAGACAUGCUGCAUUGUGCCAAGCGCCGAUCGGGCUUUGAUGAGAACCGUACCAUGGAAGGUCUGCUUGUACAACUCGAGGAAAAGGCCGCAGACAACAAAUGUCGGCGUACCAGUGCGCGGCUCAGGCUGCGCGCUGCCGCCAAGGCGAGACGAAUGUCUGUACCGUAUCGUUGGGUCAAAGAGAGAAGCGAGGGACACCACCGUAUAAGCUAAUCAGCAAGCGACCGACAGCAGUCGUGGGGCUUUGUGGGUUUUGUGCGAGUACCAUUAGCGGCACGGCCAGGAGACUGGCAGAACAUCUAUUCAUCGUCUUAGCUUUGCUCGAAAGAAAAAAGAAAUGAAUUCUCCGAUUUCAAUUCAGUUGAUGAUCUCAAUGAAAUCAAUA